Physella acuta is the source of this 918-nucleotide messenger RNA. Its product is annotated as beta-3 adrenergic receptor-like. The record is from RefSeq and is a predicted model, not a curated record. NCBI's taxonomy places the organism in Eukaryota, Metazoa, Mollusca, Gastropoda, Physidae. Gene Ontology annotation, biological process: G protein-coupled receptor signaling pathway, coupled to cyclic nucleotide second messenger; chemical synaptic transmission. Gene Ontology annotation, molecular function: neurotransmitter receptor activity; G protein-coupled serotonin receptor activity. Gene Ontology annotation, cellular component: plasma membrane; dendrite.
AUGGCGCCAGGCGCCUUCCUUAUGUCUGUGAUCAUCAUAGUCGGGAACGCCACGACGCUAGUUGCUAUCAGAAGGAUCCCAGCGCUGCAGACCAAGUCCAACGCCUUCGUGGCCUCCCUGGCCGGGGCGGAUCUGAUGGUGGGCCUCGUCCUCAUCCCGUACGGCCUGUGGAACGUCCCGAACAUUAGGGACCGGCUCAAUCACAUCAUGUAUUUUUGUAUUUUGAUGACGUCAGCCGGCUCCUCCGCCGUUGUGAUCAGCAUCCUGAGUCUACUGCUGGUUGCCCUCGAUAGACUGGUGUUCAUCAGCCGACCUUUCUUCUACCAACGUGUAGUGACCAACAGGGUCAUCGCAGCCGGGGUCGCCUUGCCCUGGACUCUUGGUCUGACGUUUGGUAACAGCCAGUGGUUGAUCUACGCGCCCCGCACCCACCCGCCGCAGUGUGUGGCCACUAAGGUCCUCCCCACGUACUACUACAAGUACCUGGCCAGCCUGCUCUACUUCCUGCCUUGUCUUGCCGUCUUCUGCAUCUACGUGCGCAUCGCUGUCAUCGCCAGGACCCAGCGUCUCGCCAUCCUCAAGCUGACCGUUGUCCGCGCCUUGGGCAGCCCGGCCCGUGCUGGGGGCCAGAAGCUUAGCGACAAGAGCUGGAGGUCGGUCAAGAUGAUGAUGACCGUGUUCGGCAUCUUCUCCAGUUGCUGGACGCCCCGCUUCCUGCUGUACGCGCUGUCGGACGAGACGUUUGACGAGCGGGUGCCGGAGCUCGCGUACAACCUGUGCAUGAUGCUCGGUCUGCUCAACUCGGGCGUCAACUUCCUCGUCUACCCCGCCCACAACAGGGAGUUCCGGCGUGGCUUCAGACACUUAUUGGGUUGCAAGCGUUCUUCUGUUGGCCCAGACAUCAAGUCUGUACACUAG